This is a messenger RNA of Colletotrichum karsti, 3582 nucleotides long. RefSeq lists its product as uncharacterized. Bases 1 to 3582 code for a protein of 1193 amino acids. The record is from RefSeq and is a predicted model, not a curated record. Lineage: Eukaryota; Fungi; Ascomycota; Sordariomycetes; Glomerellales; Glomerellaceae. Gene Ontology annotation, biological process: lipid metabolic process; mating projection tip cell wall disassembly. The transcript has 5 exons. Gene Ontology annotation, molecular function: phosphoric diester hydrolase activity; glucan endo-1,3-alpha-glucosidase activity.
AUGAGAUUUCCGCUCCUUGAAUCUCUGGCGAUCCUCGCAGGCGCCUGCCAUGUGCAAGCUAAAGCAGUGUUUGCCCAUUUCAUGGUAGGAAACACGGAGAAGUACACCCUUGACACCUGGCGUGACGACAUCCGCCUCGCUCAAGAGGCUCACAUCGACGGUUUUGCCCUCAACAUUGCCCAUGGAGAGCCCAUGAACGAUGCCUCGCUCAAGAACGUCUUUGACGUGGCCAGUUCCAUGGGCUUCAAACUCAUCUUUUCUUUCGACUACGCCGGCAGGGGCCCGUGGCCCAAGGACACCGUCCUCGAUCUCCUAAAAACCUACGCUACCCGCUCGACAUAUUUCAAGCAUAGUGAUGGCACUCCUCUUGUGUCCACCUUUGAAGGCCCCGAACAAGCGUCAGAUUGGGUUGACAUCAAGCGUUCUUUCCCUUGCUUCUUCAUGCCUGAUUGGUCCUCCAAAGGAGCCAAGAGGGCGUUAGAAUUAUCGAAUGGCGUCGCUGAUGGACUCUUCAACUGGGCUGCGUGGCCUUGGGGAAACAGGAACAUGGACACAUAUGUGGACGCUUCGUACUAUCAGUAUUUGGAUAAGAAGCCCUACAUGAUGCCUGCUGCGCCUUGGUUCUACACCAAUCUCCCUGGCUUCCAUAAGAACUGGCUUUGGCGCGGAGAUGAUCUAUGGCAUGACCGCUGGAUCCAAAUCGUCUACAAUCAGCCAGACUACGUUGAGAUCAUUUCCUGGAACGACUACGGAGAGUCUCAUCACAUCGGACCUCUUCGGGAUCAUGCCAUGGGCGCUUUUGAGACGGGCAAGGCCCCGUUCAACUUCGCCAAGAACCUUCCUCAUGAUGGUUGGCGAAUGACUCUACCCUUCUGGAUUGACUACUACAAGAACGGAAAAGCUACUGUGACAAAGGAGGGCGUCAUGGGCUGGUUCAGAACGACCCCGGCCAAGGCCUGUGGUGAUGGUGACACGUCCGGCAACACCGCCAGCCAGUUGCAGUUGGAGUUCUCGCCAGCCGAAGUUAUGCAGGACAGGAUCUUUUUUUCAGCUGUACUGGGCUCCUCGGCAGACGUUACCGUCAGCGUCGGUGGUACCUCGCAGGCUGGAACGUGGACAUCAGUCCCCGACGGAGGCAUUGGCGUCUACCACGGAAGCGUUCCUUUCCAAGGCAGCGGUUCAGUUGUCAUCACUCUUCAAAGAGGAGGAGGUACUAUCGCAACCAUCACCGGUGGUUCUAUCACUGGGACCUGCGCAGAAGGCGGCCUCACCAACUGGAAUCCGUGGGUUGGAAGUGCCAUGGCCGCGGGAUCCAUUUCAGCCACACCGGCGUCAUCGCGCGAUGAGCAGAAGUGUAUCAAGGGUACAGGAGCAACCGGCUUCACCACACUCUGCGAAUUCACCUGCAAGUAUGGUUACUGCCCCGUCUCGGCAUGCCAAUGUCUUGCUAUCGGCAAACCUAUUCCAGAGCCUACUGGGACCGGUGCCACAGGUUUCCCAGCUGCCGGCAAGAGUGAGAGCUACACAGGACUCUGCAAGUGGGCAUGCAGUCGUGGAUUCUGUCCCUCGGAGUCCUGCAGUCCAACCGAACAACCCAUCAUCGUUCCUACCGUCUCGGAAUUUCUUCCUCCAGCAUGCACUCAGGGAAGGUCCGACAACGGCCUCACGGGCUUGUGUCAAUAUGCUUGCAACUACGGCUUCUGUCCAAUAGGCGUCUGCUCGUGUACCGGGCAAGGCGGUUUGACGGAGCCGCCGGCACCCAAGGACACGACAGGCGAAGCCUUGAACGAUGGCAUCAAGGACUUUGGACUGUGUCAGUUUGCUUGCUCCCGUGGCUACUGUCCCGGCGAUGCGUGCAAACUCGACUAUCCUAUUGAGGAAGGAGACACGUGCGAUACGAAUGAUAACACGUUCUCUCGGGAGGCUAUGCCUGGCGUUGAGCAUGCCGUGUACCCGCUGGUCGACACCAACACGUACUACAUGACAAUCGUCAAUCUUACUCCGUACCGCUUUCGUUACCUGAAAGACCGUUCGCACUAUUACCAGGUUCAUGGCGAGUUCGGCGAUAUCCCACCUGGACAUGCGCGCCAGAACUUGGUGGAGUUCGGAGUCGGUGGCGAGAGCAGAGUCGAUGACAACGGCGAGGCUUACUUCGAGGUCGUCGGCACGAGCCGAGAGUUCCACGUGAAGGCCACGACGCACUAUCCUCACAGCAGACCUCAACGAUUCGUGGUCAAUCUGGAUGGUUGGGGCUUAGGCACCAGAGAGUACGAGAUUCCUGGGUCUGAAGUCUCUGUCACCUUUGUCAUCACGGGCAGCGAAAGCUAUGGAUACCACCAUUCGCUCACGCUUGACAGCUCACCCGAGGGCUGGAUGGGUUCCAUCAGGGAGGCUAUCAAAGGAAGACAAGUGAAGCAUGUCAUUGUACCUGGUGCCCAUGACUCUGGAAUGAGUACCAUCGGUAAAUACAAAUGGGGCGGCGUCGCGGCGGACACCCAAACGCAGGCAUACGGUAUCGAGAAACAACUCCAGCUCGGCGCGCGUUACUUCGACCUUCGACCUGCACGUGUGCCGGCGAGCGACAAUGGGGAGUUCCACAUCUUCCACGUCGCCGAUCCACGAGGAACCACAGUCGUCGGAGCAUCAGGAGUGACGCUGUCUAGCGUUGUCGAUGGAAUCAAUGCCUUCUAUGACAGUACUCCUGGCGAAGUCAUCUUCCUGUGGAUGAGAGACAUGGUCGCUUUUGAGCCCGGUGCGGGCGGUGACGCCUUCGACAAGGAAGAGAUGGCCGCGUUCUUCAAGAAGCUGAAGGAAAUCAAGUACCGGUGCCCCGAUCUCACCGCAGCGACCAAGUUCCAGAACCGGCUGAUGGGUGAGUUCAUGUCAAUGAACGACGGCAAGGGAUGUGUGGCCAUUAUUCUUGACCAAUUCGGUGUCGAGGACGGCGUCCCGAAGGAUGAUCCGGCGUCGGGCAUCUAUCUCGCAGGUACACACAUGGACCGUACCGAUAGAUGGGAGGAUGGCAAGGGAGGCAAUGUUCAAAACCUCCUCGACUUCCAGGUCUCAGGCUUCGGGGACAAAGACCGUGCACGCUCUGACGGUGCGAAGAACGACGAGUUCUUCGUGUCGCAAUGGCUUCUCAACGCCGCUCACUUUGACGCGCUGACCUACGAGCUCGAGAACUUGGCCAACUACAUUACUACACCCAUGCUGUACUACGGUGGCGUGGCAAAUAUGUCCCCGACAUCGUUUCCCACGGUGCUUCUGAUGGACUAUAUCGGGAUUCGCGUCACGUACGAUCGUAACUGGGACAAUGCCGCGCCCGAGCUGCGGACGUUAGCGCUAGGCUUGAACCUAUACAUGGCCAGUGAGAACUGCUAUGUCAACAAGCGACGACACCCGUUGUUCAAGAAGUCGAACAAGAGGCUGCCAUCUCCGUGGAAUGGAAUCAUCUAUGCGAACGGUACGAAGAUUGACAACCCGCCUGCUCACUUUGACCCGUGGCGGGUUGAUGUCUUGAGGAACGGAACAGUGUUUGGUAAUGGUACUGUUCUGAUGAGAAAUAUCACUAACCCCUUUUGA